AUGGGUUACGGUAGGUGGAGGAAGUGAGUAAUUUGCAUUUUUUUACAAAAAGUAGGGGUUAAAUGAGGUGUAUGGGUACUGUACCUUGAAGUAGGGGUACUGCAGCAUGAUAUAGGGCCAAAUGUAACAUGAGCUUCAUGUGCUGUAGCCUGAGGUAAGAGUAUUGUUUUGCCAGACCGGUCCAGAUGUGACUUUUUUUGGGUCCGGUCCAGUCCAAAAUAUUAUUUUUCAGACCGGUCCGGACAUACCCGACAAAACACUGAAUAGGGUUACUGUAACGUGCGGUAAGGGUGCUGAUCUCUUAAUUCUUUAUGCCUGAUACUAUCACUUUUACUUUUAAGCCUAGUUCUAUUAUCAUUUAUUCCUUUAUGCUCCGAGAUUUUAAUGCUUUAAGCCUGAUACUCUUUCUUGUACUUCUGUAAGCCUAAUACUAUCUCUUUCAUUCCAACUUUUUAAAACAUUCGAUGAAUGUGUUAAUCAAUUAUAUAAAAAUUGUUGUCAAGUGUUUAAUUUCACACAAGCAGAUGUUGUGUGUCACGUGCAUUCACGAGGCUCUUUGUCUACGUUGUAAACGUUAAUUUUUGGUAAAUUCGCGCCGGAAGCACGCUCUUUGACAUUCGAUUUUCUUGGAUCAAUUUCAAAGUUUCUUUUCGAUUUUUAAAAAAGAGAACAAACAGUUAGUUUAACUUGCAAAGGUACACAAUAAACUUCAUGAAAGCUUAUAAAUUGUCAUGAGGGAACUAACAAAGAGCAGUAAGCUUCUAUAUUCACGUAGCAAAGUUUAAAACUCAAAGAAAAGUUGCAGCAAUUUUCAAAAAUUCAAUUUCACUUCAAAACAACAAAAUUUUUCAAAUUUUUAAGCACUAUUUUACUCUUUCCAGAUGACAAUUGCAAGUCGGAUAAACUACGGGAGAUUAUACUCGAAACCGUCGGGCUUUACCCACAUCAAUACAGUUAUCAAGCCAAGUAAGUUGCAAAGGAAGCGUACCCACUAGCACCUGUAAAGGGGCCAUGCCAAGCUAUUUCUCGACCCGACCCGCAUAAUGAACGUUGGUCUGACUCCAGCUCUCUAGCCCAAAUGCGCAGGCCCGGCCUUUUCAAAUUUGCUUCAGCAGACCUGAAAAUGGGCCCCAAGCUGUGCCAAGGCUUAGCAAAAAGCAUAUUUUUGGCUAAAAUUUUCGUUUUUAGGCAUAUGAAACAAGUGGCCGAGCAGCGAUUCGGCAAUUGGUGGAGCGCUGUCAUUAUUAGUGAGCGUGGCGGCUACGGAAUGUCCGCUAUCUACGAUCAAUUUCAGAAUACCAGGUAAGGUAUUAUACCAAAAAUUAAACUACUCAUUAAAAAUCUAAAAAUCAGCCAAAAAUCUAAAAAUCAGUCAAAAUUCCCAAAAACAAGCCACCAAAUAGACCAAAAAUUUCAAAUUUACAUUUUCCCGUCAAUACAAAAACCUACGUUGCAUUGAGUUUCAAUGAGUUUAUCGACCAUUUUUAGGUCUAUAAUAAAUAAAAAUGUCAUUUCAAGCCAUUUCAACUCAUUUUAAAUAUAAACUUUUAAAUUUAUGUUUUCCCGCCAAAUCAGGCAACGUUUUGGCAUAGUGUUUCAAUACUAAUUUUUGACUUAUUUAACCAUAAACAGCUCUAGCAUAAACUCUUAAAUUACAAAAAUACCAUAAAAAGAUAUUUUGAAUGAUUCCCGCUCAAAAAAAUUCAAAUUUUCCUUUUACCGCCAAAUCAGGCAGCUUCUUGGCAUUGUGUUUUGACUUGUUAUUAUUGUAAAUACUGCUGUAAAUUGUCUUGUUGUAUCUUUUUUAAACCUAAUUUUUCGUAUUUUAGUUGUGAACUCAUGUUAUUUGACACAUUUUACUGGUUGGGAAGAACAUGCUGA
This is a messenger RNA of Bursaphelenchus okinawaensis, 1881 nucleotides long. NCBI's taxonomy places the organism in Eukaryota, Metazoa, Nematoda, Chromadorea, Rhabditida, Aphelenchoididae. The record is from the annotation of a GenBank genome assembly.